CCGGCCCCCGUAGAACACCACAACGACCGGCAAAGAGAAUCGGCGGUCAGGCCAUGAAUUUGGGAGAUGGUUUAAAGUUGGAAACUGAACUGCUGGAUGGAAAAACCAAGAUAAUAUUAUCUCCAUAUGACCAUAAAUCAAAAUUUUCUAUGAAGAUGGGAAAUAAGAGCAAGAUUACAAAAUGUCCUUUAAGAACAAAGCACACUGGACACCUUCUAAAGUCAACACAAAAUUCUUAUAUUGGGAGUGAAAAACUUUUGCAAAAGAAGACAGUUGGUUCAGAAACUUCACAGUCCAAAAGUGAAAAGAAUAGAAUGACAGUUACACCCACUAAGGAUUUAUAUAAGCAGUAUGAAGAUAAAGACUGUCUUCAUAUCCAAACAGAAGUAUCAUCUUUAACCCCUAAUAUAAAGAAGACUCGAAACACCAUAAAUCCAUCUUUAGUAAUUAAAGAGAAGCCUCAUAAAAAACACAACAUAACUGAAAACAUGAGUAGCAGUUUGGUGUGUCUAACACAAGACCAACUACAACAGAUUUUGAUGAAUAUAAACCAAGGAAAUGGAUCUGUUUCUCUGACUAACAGUGAAAAUGAUGAGAAAACAAGUCAGGACAGUCUACAUUUAAAAAAUAUUCUGAAUGAGCCAGAGGAUGAGAACAUCAUGGGCUUACUACAAAAAAAAGAGGCUGUUUUAUCCACCCUAGAUGAAAAUAAAUCUCUCUUCAAUAAAAAUCAGGAAGCAACUGAACAAUAUGAGCAGAAAACUGUCAUAAAAAAUAAAUGGCAACCAGCUGACAUAUUUAGUACUCUGGGAGAAAGGGAACGUGAUAAAAGUUUGUUGGAAGCAAAAAGAGCCCAGUGGCGGAAAGAGCUAGAUGAACAGGUUGCCUUAAAGAAGAAAGAAAAAGAAGCUUCUGAAAAAUGGAAUAAUCCUUGGAAAAAAUCUGAGAAUGAUAAAAUAAUGUUGGAAAAACUUCAAAUUCUUAACCAGUCUAGGACUUCUGCUGACUCUUCAAAUGUUUUGUCACAGUCUCCUUGUCAGGUUACAAUGGCUGAUGGAUAUUUACUACUUACAGAUAGCCAGGUUUUAGAGGAAACUGUGCUGCUGGAACAUCCUUUCAGUGCUGUGAGACAAGAACAGAGAAUAUGGACUGAAGAUUUAAAUAAAAAAACACAAGAUGACUGGCAAAAGAAAACAGAGGAAAAUUCAAAGAGUCAGGAACAUGACAGAUGGGCAAUGAAUUUUGAUUCAUUAAAGAAUCAUCCUGGUUCUCAGUCUCGGCUGUCCUCUCAGUUCACACCAAAACACCCGGAGUACUUCUGUGUCUCCCCUGACACUCGGGAUCUGGCUGAUAUCAGCAGUGAAUAUACUCUUACUCCUGGAAGUCAGAUUGAAUCUUCAGAGGAAGAGCAUAUAGUAAAACCUGUUAGCGAUGUGGCUGUGGCAAACAGUCAGAAAACAAACUUUCUCCGUUCUAUGACUGCUCUCUUGGACCCAGCACAGAUUGAGGAAAGGAACAGGCGGCGACAAAAACAGCUAGAACAUCAGAAAGCAAUCACUGAGCAGGUAGAAGAAAAGCGCAGAAAAAAACAACUAGAAGAAGAACAAAGAAGGAAGGAAGAACAAGAAGAAGAGCAACGCUUAUCACGGGAACGAGAAAAGAUGCAGAAACAGUAUGAAGAGGAUAUCCUUAAGCAAAAACAAAAGGAAGAAAUCAUGACUCUCAAGACAAAUGAGCUAUACCAAAAAAUGCAGAGAGCACAGGAGUUAGCACAGAGACUGAAACAAGAACAGCGAAUCCAAGAAUUGGCUCAAAAAGGACAUGAUACUUCUAGAUUGAUGAAAAAUCUUGAUGUAGAUGCAAUGCAAGUGGAUGAUAAGGUGUCCCCUAAGAUUUCAAGUUCAAGACAUGACUCUGAUGAAGAUGGCAGCAAAAUAAAUACAUGUAUCAGUUCUACUAUUUCUCCCAAGAAAGAUACUGGUGUGCAAACAGAUGACUUAAUUACAAGAAAUUUCACUAACACAUUAUCACACUGUGGAUCAGUGAUAGAAAGGGAAAAUACACCUUGUUCUUCUCCCCAGAGUUCUGUAGAAUUUGAUGGACAGCUUAACACUAAGAAAGACAAACAAGAACUAAAUCAGGAUAGAGUAGGCAACUUAGAAAAAGAAAAUUGCUGGUUUAAUGAGCAAUGUAAACAGUCUAUAACAGAGAAACAAACAAAACUCAUGAAGAAAUGUCCCACAAGGCCGACUUGGAAUAGAAAUAAGCCUCUCAAAAGGUAUGUUCCAGCAUCAGAAAAGUACCCUAAACAGCUUCAAAAGCAGAGAGAAGAAAAAAAAGUAAGAAGACAGAUGGAACUGCUUCAAUUGGUAGAGAAAAAUAAUUCUGAACACCUUUCUCAAAAUAGAGGCACUUCGCCAGAAGAUUUUCAUUCAUCCUAUCCAGAAACAGAGUCAAAAACCAGGUGGCAUUUAAUGAACAAGGAAGAAGAAACUAUGAAAAUUAAUUCAAUCAGUGAAGAAAGGUUCCAGUCAUCACCAGUUCCAGCAAUAAAAAACAGAACCCAACAAACUCAGACGGAUAGCUUACACUCACCACUAAAAAAUAGCCUCAAAAGAGAAACAGUGUCAGAAGAUGGUGAAACACCUGGAGUGUUUGAACCAUCCCAUUUUAUUCCUUAUGUUCGAACAAAUGAGAUAUAUUACCUGGAUCCAGAUGCACCCUUGUCUAGGCCUUCGACUGAUCAUGAUUGCAACCAAGAGCAAGGACUUGCUCUUGGUUCUGUCAGGGAUCCACUUCUUAAUCCUAACUUGGUAAAGAACAGGGAUCGACAACAAGCAAUUCUUAAAGGACUUUCAGAACUACGACAGGGACUUCUUCAAAAGCAAAAGGAGUUGGAAACUAAUUUCAUGUCUUUAGCUACAAAUCAAGAAGAGAGUUUUAGUUCUUCAUUUUAAAUGUUGGAAGUCAUUUUUGUCUUCUCAACAGUGCUCAUCACUCAACUAUUUUUUAAUAGCCUAAUUAGAUUUCUUUUUUAAAAACUCAUGUAAAACAUGCACAUUAUGUAGUAAAAUGCUGUGAUUUUUAAAAAAGUUAAUAAAAGACUUUUUGUAAAUAAAAUAAAAUUUGGAAAA
Dipodomys spectabilis (banner-tailed kangaroo rat) is the source of this 3134-nucleotide messenger RNA. RefSeq names its product coiled-coil domain-containing protein 66-like. Gene Ontology annotation, molecular function: microtubule binding. Gene Ontology annotation, cellular component: microtubule; photoreceptor inner segment; cilium. NCBI's taxonomy places the organism in Eukaryota, Metazoa, Chordata, Mammalia, Rodentia, Heteromyidae. The record is from RefSeq and is a predicted model, not a curated record. Gene Ontology annotation, biological process: cilium assembly. The transcript has 19 exons. Bases 54 to 2957 code for a protein of 967 amino acids.